AUGACGGCCGAGAGCGGGCCGCCGCCGCCGCCCCAGCCUGAGGCGCUGACGGCCGUGAAGGAAGAGCGCGCCGAAGCGGGGCCCGGGGCCGGGGCCGGGGUCCCUGCCGAGGCGGCCGGCCGUGGCGCAGGCGGGCGGCGGCGCAAGCGCCCUCUGCAGCGCGGGAAGCCGCCCUACAGUUACAUCGCGCUCAUCGCCAUGGCCAUCGCGCACGCGCCCGAGCGCCGCCUCACACUCGGCGGCAUCUACAAGUUCAUCACCGAGCGCUUCCCCUUCUACCGCGACAACCCCAAAAAGUGGCAGAACAGCAUCCGCCACAAUCUCACGCUCAACGACUGCUUCCUCAAGAUUCCGCGCGAGGCCGGCCGCCCCGGCAAAGGCAACUACUGGGCGCUCGACCCCAACGCCGAGGACAUGUUCGAGAGCGGCAGCUUCCUGCGCCGCCGCAAGCGCUUCAAGCGCUCCGACCUGUCCACCUACCCGGCCUACAUGCACGACGCGGCCGCCGCCGCCGCCGCUGCCGCUGCAGCCGCCGCUGCGGCCAUCUUCCCGGGCGCCGUGCCCGCCGCGCGCCCGCCCUACCCGGGCGCCGUCUAUGCUGGCUACGCGCCGCCAUCGCUCGCCGCGCCGCCCCCGGUCUACUAUCCGGCCGCGUCGCCGGGCCAGUGCCGCGUCUUUGGCCUAGUUCCCGAGCGACCGCUCAGCCCAGAUCUGGGCCCGACGCCGCCGUCGGGGCCAGGGGGCUCCUGCGCCUUUGCCUCUGCCGGCACCCCGUCGGCUACUACCACCAGCUACCAGGCUGCUGGCUGUUCCGGGAUCCGGCCCGCCAACCCCUCGGCCUAUGCGGCCGCCUACACUGGCCCCGAAGGCGCGUACCCGCAGGGAGCAGGCAGUGCGCUCUUCCCCGCGGCUGGCCGCCUGGCGGGACCCGCUUCGCCCCCCACGGGUGGCAGCAGCGGGGCCGUGGAGACCGCAGUGGACUUCUAUGGGCGCUCCUCACCUGGCCAGUUCGGAGCACUGGGGCCCUGCUACAAUCAUGGGGGGCAGCUUGGUGGCGGCAGUGGAGGCGCCUAUCACGCCCGCCAUGCAGCGGCCUAUCCAGGUGGGGUGGAUCGGUUUGUGUCGGCGAUGUGA
Molecule: messenger RNA, 1134 nt
Organism: Ochotona curzoniae (black-lipped pika)
Lineage: Eukaryota; Metazoa; Chordata; Mammalia; Lagomorpha; Ochotonidae
Gene: FOXE1
Product: forkhead box E1
Exons: 1
Coding region: 1-1134 (377 amino acids)
Biological process (GO): anatomical structure morphogenesis; regulation of transcription by RNA polymerase II; cell differentiation
Molecular function (GO): DNA-binding transcription factor activity, RNA polymerase II-specific; RNA polymerase II cis-regulatory region sequence-specific DNA binding
Source: RefSeq, a predicted model, not a curated record